AUGGUGCUGAAUCGUGUAGUCGUCUGCUUCCUCUGUGGGCUCGUUGUUGGAUUGGCUCAUUUGGGCCUGCUGGUGGGAGACGUUCCCGCGUGCAACCAGACGCGGCCAACGCAAGGGCUCCUCAAUAUUGACAUCACAUCACGCGCCCUGCAUGCUUCAAUCCUCGCCGUGACCCUUAUUGCCUUGGCUGCGGUGGAUGCCAGUGCUCAGUGGGCUAGCGAUGCGGCGUUUGGCGUGCUCGUUCUCUUUAUUGUCCUGCCGCUCAUCUGGUGGUGGGGCAUCUUUCCCUUGGCCUCAGACUUGGGCUUGUGGUGUCUCGAACAGGUCGACGUCUAUGCUCUGGGUGGCGCUUCGCAUGUGUCGGCAUCUCGGUCUCUCUGGCGCGUGCUCGCGGGUGUCAGCAGUGCCCUCGUUGGGUUUGCCAUCAUGGGUGCCAAUGAGAGUGGGCCCAAUGUUGCCGAUGCCCUGACUUGGUCCAUCUUCCCAGCUCUGGCCCUCGCCAUUGAUGCACGCAUGUGGCGCGCAUGCCUGCACGCCAUCCGGCCUCAACACCAGCGCGUCAAACCUUCCAGUGGCGACACUGCCAUACCUUUUGGCGACGAGCAGGCGCACGCACCAGCUUCAGCUCCCCUUGCAGCGCCUGCUUUCUUGCUGGGGCGUGUCGUCGUGUGGCUCGUGGCUUUGGCUCUUGCCAUUAGUUUGGCUCAUGCCGACCUGGCCCAGUCCUCUGCAGCGUGGGACAACCUUCGGCUAGCUUUUGCUCUUGUCGGUCUUGUCGUCUGCGUCCUUGCCAGCCUUCUAGCUGCCGCACAACAGCCGCUCGUCUUGGGUUGGCUUGCCAACCCCAUAUACAAAGAGGUGCUCUAUCUCGACCCCUGCACGAGCUUUGGACGGUAUGGCUUGAAUCUGCUGUCCUACGGAAUGGCCUUGCUCUUGCUGUUAAUUUUUAAGGGUGGUGCCGAUCAGCUCAUGAGUGACUGCUUUGUUACAUCACAUCCACAGGUCAUUAUUGUGCUUUUUGUAGAUCGUUAUGCGGCGUGGGGUCCCUUGGUGGCGCUCGCCUACCCGGUUCAGCUCCUGCUGGUGUCUCUUCUUUUGGACCGAGUGCUCAAAUUUGUGGAUCUGGUCCGCUUCAUGGCCGUCACAACCGUCACGCACUGGCGCAUCAAACCCAUGCGACUGCGCCAGUCCCCGGUGCUUAUUGCUUGGAACGUGAUUGCGUUGCCGCUCAACCUUGGCCUUGCCGGUCUUGCUGCUCUUUUGGAUGCCUCGGUCAUGCCCCUUUUUGGACUUCCAUUCUUCGUACUCGCCAGUCCUCGAUCUCGUCGUUUCUGGCAGCACGUGGGUGGGCAGAGUGAUGCCCAGGAAGCCGUGUACUAUAGCGAAAUCUGUUCAACAGUCGCCGAUGCGCUCAUCACGGCAUACCGAAGAGGUGCUCUCGGUCAUUGUCGCAUGGGCGAAGUGCUUUUGCUACGCUUCGAGAACCGUAUGAUGAUGGUGCACCUCCUCGAGGCUGGCCUUUUUCAUGCCGUCUUCCUUGUUCAAGGUUUGGAACUGACAGAAACAUCAUGCCACACGACCGAAGCGACUCAUUUGGAGGAGGUCUUGGAUUACGUCUUGCCAGAAAAAAAGCGCGGGCUGGGCAUGUGGAAGCCGUUGACGCCACAAGGUCUGGUGGGUUUGUACAACGGCGCCUUGCCGCACAGUGUAAACCGGGCCAAAUUACCAAGCAAAGUGAAGCAGCUCGUGGUGCGAGCAAGUCGGCUGGCAAUCAAACUGGCUCUGGAUCUGGCUGUAGUGGGUGACGAGACGGUGCAGGAUCUUGAGGAAUUGGCCGCAGAUUUACGUGCUUUGGACAGAGAUGUACACCUGGGCCGCAGUGAGGAUGCCCUAUGGUAUCGAGCCAUCCGUGAACGAAAGCAACAACUUUUUGCACUCGCGAUUGAAGAGCAGGUGGUACAAAGUCACCUUGUGACGUCUGGUCACGUUCGUGUCCGAGCCGUCCGCCUCAAUGCUGAAGCUGUUCGCGGGCAGUGGGCUAACAUGGCCCUUGAGCUUCUCUUUUUGACCAAUGAUGACGAGGAACGUUACAGCAUUCAAGCACAUCGUAGCCUCUUGCGUAAUUUGACUUUGCAAAGCGCCGAGCCGCCUCUGGGGUAUCCAGUCUUCAGUCAAGUCAUGGCUGCCUCCUGACGUUUGUGCGAACGUUUCAAAGUGUGUGGCGGUGGCGACGAGCGCUGGCCAGCGGAUAGUGUGGAACUACAUUAUUAAUAUCUUAACAUGUCCAUUGACAGGAUACAUCUUAUUCUUGUUUGAAAUCGACAACUACAUGGA
Messenger RNA from Monosiga brevicollis MX1, 2334 nucleotides. RefSeq lists its product as uncharacterized. The coding region runs from base 1 to 2193 and encodes 730 amino acids. Gene Ontology annotation, cellular component: membrane. Lineage: Eukaryota; Choanoflagellata; Craspedida; Salpingoecidae. The record is from RefSeq and is a predicted model, not a curated record. The transcript has 5 exons.